AUGAAUCAACCAUUAGUUCCUGAAUAAGGACAACAUGUAGGAACAACUUUGCAUUUCCAGCGACACAUCUUGUAUUGGAAAAGAUGGACAUUCCUCUAAUUCUUUUUUUUGAUCCUCUCGACCUUACUUGGAGUUUGUUAUAUCUCAGAGAACAAUUAUCAAAUCAAAGAAGAUUAUGUGCCCAUUAUUGUGGCUGCACAAAACCUUAUUUAAAUAAUAGUGUAUUUACGAUGGAGAUGGGCUAUGAAAAACAAAGUAUUUUUAUAUUUCAACCUAUAGAAUAACUUAAAUAAGUGUGCUGAAUAUUUAAACUAAUAACAGAUUGUAAAUUAUGAAUGGCGUGAUGAAGUUGAUAUGCAUUAUUGUAAAAUUAUUUCCCCUAAAUAGAGAUUACAGGUAUACAAUAUACUAGAUUGAUUUCCAAAUACAAUUCAAAUUAGGGUACUUUUUUCGAAUUCAUGUAAAUAAUUUAUACUAUUUUAGAUGUAUUCAAACUAUUUCUUUUUCAUCCCCAUGUUUUUUUGGUUGGCAGCCAUUGUAUUAACAAUAUUUUACUUCGAUAAUAACCACAUUUAUUAAUGGCAAUAUUUGACAUUGAUCGCUAUAACAUCCUUCAUCACAGGCUUUGAUCUCAUUGCAUUAAUCACCUUUCCAUUUUACUAAAUUCCAAAAUCCAUUCUAACUUAUUGCAGAAGAAAAAAACACAUUAAGCCAUAUAAUCCAAGUUCCUUCGAUCAAUCAAGUUCCCAAUGUGCUAUUUGCCUCAAUGAGUAUUAAAAAGGUGAAAUUGUAUACAUCCUACCUUGUAAUUCUAAACAUUUCUUCCAUCAGUAUUGCAUCCAAAACUGGAUCCAAUACUAAUCAAUUUGCCCUUUCUGUAGAGCAGAAUUUAUCUAUUUAGAAUGA
Molecule: messenger RNA, 906 nt
Organism: Paramecium pentaurelia
Lineage: Eukaryota; Ciliophora; Oligohymenophorea; Peniculida; Parameciidae
Source: the annotation of a GenBank genome assembly